UUUUGUCUCUAUUUCCUCACAUUUAGCCCAUCCUCUCAUCUAUCAUUGCGCACUCGUCAUCAUAUCUCUACCACCUAUAUAUCGUCUUAAAUGUUCUUAGCAUUAUCAUUCUUGAGCUUGAGCUUUUCCUUUACUCAGCUUCGAAAACUAGCUCAAUCUCAAAUCAACACCUUUAACAAUAAUUUGAGCUUUUCCCUUUGACUCAAUUCCAAAAACUGGCUCGAUUAAUCCCACUAUCAAUAUUUAUAAUAGCAACUUAGGCUCUUUUCUCGACUCAGCUUCAAAAACUGGCUCAAUCCCGACAUCAUUAACAACAACAAAAUUGACAUCAUCAGUACCACCAUCACCACCAUUUCAGUUACCCCUAGAUCCACCAUCGGAUAUUGGAUGUGGAACCCUAAGGAUGACGAUGAUUCGUGGGAAAUUAGGGCUUUUGAGGAAGAUACUGGGAAUUCCAUGGGUGCAACUUGGCCACCAAGGUUCUAUGCUUGCACCUUUUGUCGGAGAGAGUUCCGGUCCGCCCAAGCCCUAGGCGGUCACAUGAAUGUGCACCGUAGUGACCGUGUCAGGCUCAAUCAAACACCGUCACAUGCUUCAAAUAGCUCCACUAUUAAUUUCCCCAAUGCCAAUUCUACCCUUCUUAUCCAAAAUCAAGAAUUCAUCCAAAAUGGUGGACUUUGCUUUCUUUACUCCAUGCCUAAUUAUUAUAAUAACCCUAAUCCCACAACAAUUAAUAAAUCUAUUAAUGUAGAUCCCUCAAAUCUUCUCUCCAAUAUCUCACCCUUUUUGACAAAUAAUUUGAUGUCUCCUUGCACUAUUCCAUCUUCAAAUUUCCAGCCUCACAACAUCAGUUCUUCAUCAUUUAACACAAGUGAACCUUCAGCAUCUAAUAGUACUAGUAACGACAAUAAUCGCGAUAAGAGGGUUGAAGAUGAUAUUGAUCUUGAGCUCAGACUAGGAUGGAGAUCAGCAACACCAAGAUGACAAGCCAAGAAAUUGCAAGGUGUUGUGGGGGUUGAUUCCUUCGGAUGGACACUCAACUAAUAUCUAUUAUCUCAGUAAGUCAUAUUUCUAAGACAAUAAGUGUUAUUUGAAUGACCAUACGAGAAAUCAACUCGAUGUGGUUAAUUUGUUUCCUAGACUUGUUGUAAGAAGUGAUUUUCUUUUCUCUUUCGCGGAUUGAUUUAAUUAUUUGUUGGGCUGGGACAGUACUGAAUAAUUAAUAGUAGUAAUUGUCAUGAUGAUAAAAAAUUUUAGGGUUGGAAUCCGAGCUAGACUGUUAAAAGAA
Messenger RNA from Solanum pennellii, 1288 nucleotides. Its product is annotated as zinc finger protein 10-like. Lineage: Eukaryota; Viridiplantae; Streptophyta; Magnoliopsida; Solanales; Solanaceae. Bases 388 to 984 code for a protein of 198 amino acids. The record is from RefSeq and is a predicted model, not a curated record. The transcript has a single exon.